UCGAAUAUUGUAAGUAUAUUCAGCCCUUGUGCACCAGUGAUGUGUAUUCAACGAAUGCUUUCUCCCUGAAUUUAACCUGAAAGAAGCUGCUGUACUCAUGCAGGGAUAUAGGCCUAGUCCAUCGCAACCAUUACACCUGAACUCGCAGUGCCGUGUACAAGUGCAUGCAGCAUAAUUACAGUACAUGUACUGCGAAUGUCUGCGUACGCCAUGUUGAAAAUCCCCAUAAUGCUUAUGACCGUAGUCUGUAUGAAGCUACUGUUGACACGCACGUACAGUACUUGCAUCAGCACGUAGUCAUCUGUGUGACCAGGAAAACACUUGAAUAAGACAUAUAUCUGUAAUGGCAGACAGUAAAAUUCCUGGAAGUGGUAGCAUGUGUGAAUACACCGCCACUUCUUCGACUGAAUCUCUUAUCAAUGCUGUCCCCGAUGACUUAAUACAGACGAUUUUACAACGCCUCAGUGCAUCUGACUUGUGCCACUUGGCAUCGUGCUGCCACUGGCUGCGCGAUAUAGCCAAUCAGGAUUCAUUAUGGCGCCCUCUUUGUCAAAGCAGAGGAUGGGAGCACUACUGCACUAUCACAGACCUGGCCAAGAUAGCUUCAUACGGACCUUCCAAGCAAGCAACUGGCGCUAAAAAAAGGUCACAUCAGCGUCACCUUCGAGAAAGAUUGGAUCCUGACUGAUGAAAACACAGCGGGUUUAACCAGCACUUGCAGGUGGAAAGGCGUCUACAUGAGAGCUUACCAUCUGGAUAGGAACUGGGCUACAAAUUGCUUUCAUUCCAAGGGGUUUACCUUGGGCUGGAAAAAGCCAAAUGACUAUCACCGCAUUGUUCGUGUCGAUGGGGAUCUCUUGGCAAUUGACAACGAAUUCACAACCCCUCAGUCAAUCAAGGUCUAUGACAUUCGGAGAAGGACCCUUCAGUGUGUUAUUGCUCCUGUCGAAUCAACGAUCGCACCGGUAGCUGGCGGAAUCAAGUUCACAGAUGGCGUAAUUGUGGUGCCUUGUCUUGGUGGGGUGGCCUGUGCGUUUGAUGCAAGGACAGGGAAGCUUCUGCAAAAGAUAGACUUACACUUGGGCAGUAGAUAUAUGUUGUUAUUCUUUGACGGUGAACUGGUCAUCACCUAUGAGUGUGCUGCUAAUAAGAGGGAAAACAAUGAAAAGUUUUGUGACAUUUACGUGUCGUGUGUCAAAGACGGCCAACUUCAACGCACACUAACAGUGGAUCUUACAGACGGGGUCAAAGUUUGUUAUUAUAACGUGGACUAUCGGGACAAGAUGGUGGCGGCUGUCUACAAUGAUGACUACAUUCGCGUGUGGGAUGCGAGGAGCGGAGAGUGUUUGCAUCAACUUAAAUGCCCAGGGGAAGAGUCAAAGGUCAAACUCGGCGAUAAUGUUAUUGUUGGUUUCAGCAAGGCAUUCGACAUGGAAGUGUGCGAUAUUAUUAUUUGGAGCCAGGACACUGGAGAGUGUCAAAAAGUGAUACGUGAAGUACCAUCGCAUAGGUAUGUGCGCCCUUAUGCAUAUGUCCUGAAUAAUUUGAUAAUAUAUUAUGAUCAGAUCUCCGGGCCUGGCGAUCAUUUUUAUUUCAUGUACGUUUACAAUCUACGUAAAGAAUCGGGAAUGGAGAAGGUGCAUCAUUGCGGCGAUCCUCGCCGAAACGAAACAAAGAGCGUCUACAUUGUAUUAGAGGAGCCAGAGUACCGGUGUGAGAAAGCAUGGCCAAGUGCCGUCUGCAACGCCACUCCAAAUGGCUUGGUACGGCUCUUUGAUGCUGGUACUAACCAUAUCAUCUGGAUUGACGACAUCAGAAUGAUCCUCAUUGACAAUAAAAAACACAAACUGCGUGUCCAUCAUUACUGGUAA
Messenger RNA from Patiria miniata (bat star), 1871 nucleotides. RefSeq lists its product as uncharacterized. Bases 738 to 1871 code for a protein of 377 amino acids. The transcript is spliced from 2 exons. Lineage: Eukaryota; Metazoa; Echinodermata; Asteroidea; Valvatida; Asterinidae. The record is from RefSeq and is a predicted model, not a curated record. Gene Ontology annotation, molecular function: protein binding.